AUGCAGUUUACCACUACCAUCAUCUCUGCCAUCUUGGCCUUUACCUCUUUCACAGAGGCUGCUCCUCGCAACCCUCGAUCUUACGCUGAGGCCCCCAGUCUGACUGCCCAGCUUCGACUUGCUGAUACCGCUGCUGAUUUCUUUACCCUUCUUCCCGACGACAAGGACUUCGUCUUUGACUUCAACAAGAAGCAAGAAAGCCCUGGAAAGGGCGGCGAGCUCAUCGCUGCCAACCGCAAGACCUUUCCCGCUCUCGUCGGCACUGGUUCUGGCAUGGCCUUUGGCAGAAUUGAUGCCUGUGGCAUGAACACUCUCCACGUCCACCCUCGCUCCGCCGAACUCCAAAUCGUCACCUCAGGCCGUCUCAUGACCGAGAUGGUCCCCGAGAACGGCGUCAUGGACAAGGAUGGCAAGCGCCGAGUUAUCCGCACCGAGCUCAAGGCCAACAUGAUGACUCCCUUCUACCAGGGCUCUGUCCACACUCAGUACAACCCCGACUGCGAGCCUGCCACUUUCGUCGCCUCCUUCGCUGCUGAGGACUUUGGUACUGGCCAGAUUGCUGAUGAGGUUGUUGCUCUGAGCGACGAUGUCAUCGCUGCUACUUUUGGUCAGAGCAUUGCUGGCGAGGACAUCGACAAGGUCCGCGCUGCUAUCCCUAAGAGCAUUGCUCUGGGUGUCGAUGAGUGCCUUAAGAAGUGCAACAUCCAAAAGCGAUCUGCCUAA
Fusarium pseudograminearum CS3096 is the source of this 723-nucleotide messenger RNA. RefSeq lists its product as uncharacterized. The transcript has 3 exons. Gene Ontology annotation, molecular function: manganese ion binding. NCBI's taxonomy places the organism in Eukaryota, Fungi, Ascomycota, Sordariomycetes, Hypocreales, Nectriaceae. Gene Ontology annotation, cellular component: cell wall. The record is from RefSeq and is a predicted model, not a curated record. The coding region runs from base 1 to 723 and encodes 240 amino acids.